Molecule: messenger RNA, 2625 nt
Organism: Hypoxylon trugodes
Lineage: Eukaryota; Fungi; Ascomycota; Sordariomycetes; Xylariales; Hypoxylaceae
Product: MFS general substrate transporter
Exons: 4
Coding region: 642-2411 (589 amino acids)
Biological process (GO): transmembrane transport
Molecular function (GO): transmembrane transporter activity
Source: RefSeq, a predicted model, not a curated record
CUGUAUUUGAAGAUGGCGAUUCUAAGUAGCCAAUAGGAAUUGAGCGUCGGAGUAGGUACAUACUCCGUAGUAAGUCCAGGUAGUUAAAAAGUGGAUAUCUGGCAUAUUUGUAGCGUUGCAGUUGGACAGCGACAACUUAAAGAAGUUGGGGCAUCUACUAGGUAGGGAUAACCCCGUACCCCGUAAGACAUCCGGACAUUCACUGCAAUCACCCGAUCCUAUCAAUGUUACUUGAUUACUUUAUUACUUGGUACAUCUAAGAACUUCUUCAUCACCUGCACCGAGAGCGACGAAACAGCGUCAUCCGCCCAUUUAAUCAUUUGGGGAGGGCGAGAGAAGAAGAGAAGAGAGAAGUAGAGGAAGAAGAAGGUGAUUUCUAAUCUUUUUGGAGAAGUCAGUGCUUUUGUGUCUUGCCUCGUGUCAUCUAUCUUACUUAUUCAUCACGUGGCAUUCCAAGACAUUUUCCAAGUUUCCCUAGACCGAAAACGGGAGGGAAUUCUCGAUACUUGCUUCAAAAAGCCCAAAUUCAUCAAUUCAUUAAUCUAUAAUCCAUUUUGAGGUCUCGUCGACCUUGAAAUUUAGACGAAUGGGGUCGUAGUGUUCAAUAUAUCGUCCCUCGCUAUACUCCUCUUGCUUCCACUAUGAGGUUCCUUUCUUUCCCAUCAUUCUUCGGGCCCCGAGAAUCCGUUCACGAUUAUGUUGGCGUCCUAGUCCCACUCGAGGAAGCGCACCUACAUAGUCAUUCCGCGAGAUCCGGGAGAAGCGAAUUUGAAGAAGAAGAAGAAGAAGAAGCGGGCACUAAUUCUGAUGACCCCGAUGCCGGCCUACCGAAGGAUGGCGACGAUGAGAACACCGGCAUGCUGCAGAUGAGUGCGGCUGAGUAUACUAUCGAAGGUCUAAGGAGAGAAGUCCGCAAAGGUCAAUCUCGAGGCCAAUGGACCGAGUACGAAUUAAAAUCUAAGCUCAUAAAUAAGGCCAUUCAAGAUAUCGGCAUGGGCCGGUAUAACUGGCAACUGUUCGUUUUGUGUGGUUUUGGCUGGUUUGCCGACAAUCUUUGGAUGCAAGGCGUCUCGUUGACUCUUCCAUCCCUCUCUGAUGAAUUUGGCGUAUCGGAGAAACAGGUUCGAUAUACCACCAGUUCUCUCUACGUUGGACUCUGCUUAGGCAGUUUUUUCUGGGGGUUGGGAUCCGAUAUUAUAGGUAGACGCAUUGCCUUUAACGUCACUUUACUAAUCACGAGCAUCUUCGGUAUCUGGGCGGCGUAUGCGCCGAGCUGGAUAGCUGUUUGUAUCCUUUUUGCUUGUAUGGGGACCGGAGUGGGGGGAAACCUGCCAGUUGAUGGGGCACUCUUCCUAGAGAUUUUACCAGACUCUUCUAGUGCUCUGUUAACUCUCUUAUCCGUGUGGUGGCCAGUAGGACAACUCGUCUCCUCCAUUUUUGCUUGGUACUUCAUUACAAACUGGCCUGCCGACCAAGGAUGGCGACAUUUCAUCUUGACUAUUGGUAUAAUCACAUUUGUUAUGUUCCUUAUCCGAUUCGGUGUUUUCCACCUGUUCGAGUCGCCCAAGUAUCUUCUGUCCCAGGGACGACAAUCUGAAGCCGUCACCGUUGUCCACGGUAUCGCAUACAGGAAUAAGAGGAAAACUUGGCUUACUGACGAGAUCAUGGAUGCCGUGGUGGAUGCUGAAGGUGCCGAAAGAAUACCAACGAGGGUUUCAGCUACGAACAUCAUCAAGAAAAAUCUCAUGUCCUUCUCACUUGGCCACAUAAAGCCACUCUUCCAGAACCGCAAACUUGGCGUUGCGACGCUUUUAAUUUGGUUCUGUUGGAGUACUAUAGGUCUAGGAUAUCCGCUUUUUAAUGCAUUCCUCCCACAAUAUCUGUCACAUGGUGGUUCAGAUGCGCCAGUCGGCGGCGAGGGGGCUGCGGUACACAAUGCCGCUCCGUCGGAAACAUAUCGCAACUAUGCAAUAAUAUCCGUGGUGGGUGUACCGGGAAGUCUACUCGCCGCGUAUACCGUCGAUCACAAGUCGCCGUUCCUUGGACGGAAGGGUACGCUCGCCAUCUCCACGCUAAUCUCGGCCGUAUUCCUGUUCUUCUUUGUGGCCUUUGGUACGACGCCCAAUUGGCAGCUCUUCUUCACCUGCGUCGAGGCCUUCUGCCAGAAUAUCAUGUAUGGUGUACUCUACGCUUUUACCCCCGAGAUUUUCCCCGCGCCCGUGAGAGGUGCCGGAACGGGUGUAGCGAGCUUCCUGAACCGUGUCACAGGGCUCAUUGCUCCGAUUCUCGCCGCUAAUAUACCUGGCGAUGGCACCAAGGCACCUAUAUACAUGUCAGCGAUUCUGAUCCUCGCUGCCUUUGUUGGGAUGGUAUUGAUCCCUAUCGAAACUAGAGGGAGGCAGAGACUCUAGGGGUUAUUUCUUGGACAGAGUCCUAAAUAAAACCAUGGUCGUAUAAGAUACCUUUCACUCAUAAUGGCGUGAAGACUCCAGAAGUCUAAUAGAUGUAUCAUGGCGAAUAUUAAUAGUAUAUGUACGAUCAUGUAUAUAAGGAUUGCAAAAGAGGGAAAAGUUGGUCAUAUUUCAAUUGGUGUAUAAAGUGUCUAGUAAGGUAGAAUGUCUAACA